Messenger RNA from Jatropha curcas, 2223 nucleotides. The record is from RefSeq and is a predicted model, not a curated record. NCBI's taxonomy places the organism in Eukaryota, Viridiplantae, Streptophyta, Magnoliopsida, Malpighiales, Euphorbiaceae.
AAACGAAAGUUAGAUUUCAAUUAUACCAAAUACAACUCGUCUUGUGUCUUUUGUUAAAACCCCGUUUUGUUUUCCGAUUCUCUCCUCUAUCUACAGAUUUCGAAAUCGCCGAUCGCCGAUUAGGUAUCGUCCGACGAUUCAUUUCUUCGUCCAAUUUCGCAGGCGAACGAACGAUCGAUCCUGUCGUCCGUUUUUGGUGAAUUGGAACCCAUAAGAGGGUAGAAUUGGAAAAGAAUCUGCAUGAACUGGUUGGGAAAACUGGGUUACUAUUUCCUGUCAUCGAAUUCGAACCACUUCUUAACCCGAUUGUUGAUAUUUUUUCUUCAUUAUUCUCCUCAAUUGCCUCCUUGUCUUUCUAAUUUUGAUAAUACAGCAUUUGAUUUUUAUUCUUCUUCUUCCUCAUCACCAACAAUUAGCGGUAAUUUAGAUCCUAAUUGUAAUUUUAAUCAUCGAAUUCGAUCAUCAUUGAAUUAUGGAUUCUGGAUUCAGGAGUAAUCGCCCUCAAUUGCGUAGAGCUCCUUGUUAUUCAGAUGAUGGGAGGAGGCAGGCAUCCUCGCCAUCAGUUAUAGUGAUAGGUGGUGGUAUUGCGGGAAUUUCAGCAGCUCGUGCUCUUCACGAUGCUUCAUUUCAGGUUGUUUUGUUGGAAUCUCGCGACAGACUUGGUGGUCGGGUGCAUACAGAUUUCUCAUUUGGUUUUCCUGUUGACCUGGGUGCAUCAUGGUUGCAUGGUGUCUGCAAGGAGAAUCCCUUGGCCCCAUUGAUUGGGAGGCUGGGACUACCCUUAUACCGAACUAGUGGUGAUAAUUCUGUGUUGUAUGACCACGAUCUUGAAAGCUAUGCACUCUUUGAUAUGGAUGGGAAACAGGUUCCUCAAGGAUUGGUCACUAAGGUUGGCGAAACAUUUGAAAGCAUCUUAAAAGAGACAGAGAAAGUAAGACUCGAGCAUAAAGAAGACAUGUCCAUACUCAGUGCUUUCUCAAUUGUUUUUGAACGAAGACCAGAUUUAAGGUUGGAGGGGCUUGCACAUAAAGUUCUUCAAUGGUACUUGUGUAGAAUGGAAGGCUGGUUUGCUGCAGAUGCUGAGACCAUAUCGCUUAAGAGUUGGGAUCAGGAAGAGCUGCUUCCUGGUGGGCAUGGACUUAUGGUGAGAGGCUACCUUCCUGUUGUAAACACUCUUGCCAAAGGACUUGAUAUCCGCUUGGGCCAUAGGGUAACAAAAAUUGACAGGCGUUAUAACGGUGUGAAAGUAACUACUGAAAAUGGGAGGACAUUCAUAGCAGAUGCUGCUAUUGUUGCCAUUCCUCUUGGAGUGCUGAAAUCCAAGACCAUGGUUUUUGAGCCUAAACUUCCAGAUUGGAAGGAAGAAGCUAUUGAUGAGCUGGGAGUGGGAAUUGAGAAUAAGAUUGCGAUGCACUUUGACAAGGUGUUUUGGCCAAAUGUAGAGUUCUUGGGAGUGGUUGCAGAGACAUCUUAUGGCUGCAGCUACUUCCUGAAUCUUCACAAGGCCACUGGUCAUUCUGUUCUUGUUUACAUGCCUGCUGGACAGCUGGCCAAAGAUAUUGAGAAAAUGUCUGAUGAAGCUGCUGCCAAUUUUGCUUUCAUGCAACUCAAGAAGAUCCUACCUGAAGCUUCUGCUCCGAUUCAGUAUCUUGUUUCUCGGUGGGGCUCAGAUACCAACUCACUUGGUUCCUAUAGCUACGAUACAGUAGGAAAAUCCCAUGAUCUGUAUGAAAGGCUAAGGAUCCCAGUGGAUAACCUAUUCUUUGCAGGAGAGGCAACAAGCACGAGAUACCCAGGGUCAGUGCAUGGUGCAUUUGCUACUGGACUUAUGGCUGCAGAAGGUUGCAGGAUGCGUGUUCUCGAGCGCUAUGGGGAGUUGGAUUUAUUCCAGCCAGUCAUGGGUGAGGAGGCAUCAGUGUCUGUACCCCUCUUGAUCUCUCGAAUGUAAGUUGCUGGGGUGGGUGGCUCUGCUCUAAGGUAACAUUAAGUACGUAGAUAUGUUAACAUGGGAUUUUGCUGACACAUUAUUGCCAGUUUGGUGGGGCGAUCAAGAGAUUCCUGUGGAAAUUCCUUGAGGUUAAUCAAUGGGCAUCGGUUAAUGUUUAGUCUCCUGUGUAGCAUAGAUUGGCUUUUAGUACUGGACACACGGAACAUAUUUAUAUUUCUGGAAAAGCUAGUUGAUAGACUUGCCGCUAUAAUAAUAAUGUCUUUUUCCUAAUACAA